UGUCAACAACAAAAUAAGACUUGCAAAGUGAAGCAUUAAUUMAUCUUGUCUCGUCACUCAAGCAACUUAUCAGGACAUAUUAUAGAAGGAACUACAUUACUUUCCUCGACCACCUUUCAGUUCCUCGUUACUAGAGAUUGGGAUUUUGUYUUUUCGGUUACAAUKUUGAAGCUAAACUAGAUGUCAWUGUUAGCAGKACAAAGCCGUGUCGURCGAGGCAGUCUGCGAUGUCUUCUUUCGACACGUUUGACGAACAAAGGUUCAGGCUUCAAGUCCCUAUCGACUUUCUCUUCUACCCAUGAUUAUAUCAUKUGUGGUGCUGGUUCAGCGGGAUGUGUUUUAGCAAAUCGUCUGUCAGCUGAUCCCAACGAUAGCGUUCUAUUGCUGGAGGCAGGGCCAAAUGAUGCAUGGGCAAUACCAGUCCAGAUGCCUGCUGGUUUUGUGUUAACAUUAAACUCAACAACUUACAAUUGGUAUUACAACACAGUGCCGCAGAAAAAUCUCAACAACAGGAAUUUGUAUUGCCCUAGGGGGAGGGUGCUAGGAGGGUCAUCGUCCAUCAAUGGAAUGGUGUACAACAGAGGGCAUGCAUAUGACUAUGACAGAUGGGAGAGUGAAGGAGCCAAAGGCUGGUCGUAUYCUGACUGUCUGCCAUACUUUAAGAAGUCACAGAAGCAUGAGCUAGGUCCUAAUGAAUAUCGUGGGGGUGACGGGCCUUUACAUGUCAUUAGAGGAAAGUUGGAYAAUCCUCUUUUCCACGCUUUUCUCGAGGCAGGACAACAAGCUGGAUAUCCAACCACAGACGACACGAAUGGCUACCAYCAGGAAGGAUUUGGAAAGUUUGACAUGACAAUUUACAAAGACAACCGUUGGAACACACCCAAUGCAUUCAUUAGACCAGUUCAAAAGCAGAGAAAAGAACGCCUGAAAACCGAAACCAAAGCGUUGGUAACAAGGGUCCUAUUCGAGGGAAAUAGAGCUGUGGGAGUUGAGUACGAGAAAGCUGGGCAGAUAACGAGAGCAAAAGCAAACAAAGAAGUGAUUCUGUCAGGAGGAGCAAUCAACUCKCCUCAGCUCCUAAUGUUGUCUGGGAUUGGUGAUGGUGAUGAACUAAAAAAGCAUGGUACCCCUGUGGUUUGUCAUCUACCAGGGGUGGGGCAGAAUCUACAGGAUCAUAUGCAGCUUUAUAUACAAUAUGCUUGCAKCAAACCAGUAUCAAUUUACAGUGAUUACCAACUGAUGUUUAUGCUGUCGACUGGAAUUAAAUGGCUUUUAACUGGAAAAGGACCAGGAAGGACCUCCCAAUUAGAAGCUGGUGCCUUUAUCAGAAGCCAUGAAGAUGUUACUCAUCCUAACAUUGAGCUCCAUUUCGUACCAAUUCUUAACCAUGACCAUGGUCGACGACCACCGUCACAACACGGAUAUGGGUUGCAUGUCGGUCCAUUACGAUCUCAAAGCAAAGGUUCCAURAAGUUGAAAUCAGCCAACCCACARGACCAUCCCGAUAUUGAUUUCAACUAUAUGUCAACCCAAAGAGACUGGGAAGAGAUGAGAGCAACUGUGKGACUUAGCAGAGAAGUCUUUCAGCAAAYAGCGUUUGAUGAAUUCAGAGGAGAAGAACUCAGUCCUGGCAAAGAAUUUCAAAGUGACAAACAAAUCGACGAUUUCGUACGCGAAAAUGCACAAACUGUCUACCAUCCCACAAGCUCCUGCAAGAUGGGUGACRCUUCUGACAAAAUGGCUGUGGUCGACAAUGAAGCGCGCGUAUUUGGUGUUGAAGGACUUCGUGUGGUAGACGCGUCUAUUAUGCCAAGUGUGGUCAGCGGUAAUACCAAUGCGCCCACGAUCAUGAUCGCWGAGAAAGUGGCCGACCAUAUCCUUGGCAACCCGUUGUUACCAAAGCUAAAUGUACCCGUUUAUGAAACGCCAAAGAAUAGACAAAGAUAGCCUUUCAACAUGAUGAACACUCACAAGCCUUAAAGAAAGCGGCGGACAACUUGGUGAACCGUUGUUGGCAAAGCAAUUCGUUGACGUGUACAAAAUUAAUCGCCAGAAAAGGGACUUUUGAUUUCUGACUAGAGACAUUUAUGUACUCCUCAAGUAGUCUAGAAUUUUCAAUGUGAAACUCUGGUUACGAUACCYGAGACUCGUAAUAUAAACCAUUUAUACCUCUUUACCACAAAUGCAUCAUUUACUGGGCAAAAUGCAGAAGUGGUGUCACAUUGUGUAACAAUCACCCCCGUAAAACCAUAUGAAGCAAAAAAAAAAAACACAUUAGAACAACAAAAUGUUAACAAAAGAUUUAGUUGGCUGUUUAGUGUUUGACAAUAUUGUAGUUUUGCAGUACCAAUCUGUAGCAUUUUGUAUAUGGAUUGUCCAUGUAAUGUUAAAAUAAAGAUGAUACAUCUACC
This is a messenger RNA of Exaiptasia diaphana, 2411 nucleotides long. RefSeq names its product choline dehydrogenase, mitochondrial. The coding region runs from base 181 to 1947 and encodes 588 amino acids. Gene Ontology annotation, molecular function: choline dehydrogenase activity; flavin adenine dinucleotide binding. Gene Ontology annotation, cellular component: mitochondrial inner membrane. The transcript has 8 exons. The record is from RefSeq and is a predicted model, not a curated record. Lineage: Eukaryota; Metazoa; Cnidaria; Anthozoa; Actiniaria; Aiptasiidae.